GGAGAGGCGCGGUGCACGCUGUCCCCCUGGACCUCCCGCCCCGCGCUGUCGCGGCUUGUCCCAGGCGAUGCCUCCGCUCUGGGCCUUGCUGGCCCUCGGCUGCCUGCGGCUCUGCUCAGGUGUGAACCUCCAGCCCCAAAUGGCCAGCGUGACCUUUGCCACCAAUAACCCCACCCUCAGCACCGUGGCCUUGGAAAAACCUCUCUGCAUGUUUGACAGCACAGUGGCCCUCAGUGGCCCCUACCAGGUCUACCUCUAUGUCUUGGUGGAUUCAGCCAGCUCCAGGAAUGCCUCUGUGCAGGACGACACCCAGACCCCGCUGAGCUCCACGUUCCAGCAAACAGACGGGGGGAGGACAGGCCCUUACAAGGCCUCCGCCUUUGACCUGGCCCCCUGUAGCGACCUGCCCAGCUUGGCUGCUGUAGGGGAUGUGUCCCGGGCCUCCGAGAUCCUGAACGCCUAUCUCAUCAGGGUGGGCACCAAUGUGGCCUGCCUGUCUGACCCCAAUUUCCAGAGCGUCUGCAACCCACCCCUGUCAGCGGCCACGGAGUACAGAAUCUCUCCGACCUCGCUGUGGCCGGAGCUCACAGGAUGGGUGGAAGUCAUCCUCACUCCGUCUCCUUCCAGAUUCAAGUACGUCCUCGUCAACAUGUCCACGGGCUUGGUACAGGACCAGACCCUGUGGUCGGACCCCAUCCGUACCAACAGGCUCACCCCGUACUCGGUAAUCGACACGUGGCCGGGCCGGCGAAGUGGCGGCAUGAUCGUGGUCACCUCCAUCCUGGGCUCCCUGCCCUUCUUCCUGCUCCUGGGCUUUGUCGGUGCCAUUGUCCUCAGCCUCAUAGACAUGGGCGGUUCUGAUGGGGAAACCACGCAUGACUCCCAGAUCACGCAGGAGGCCGUCUCCAAGUCCCUGGGCACCUCGGAAUCUUCGUACACAUCUGUGAACCGAGGGCUACCCCUGGACAGGGCAGAGGUAUAUGCCAGCAAGCUCCAGGACUGAGCGGGCUCCAUUCCUGGAAGGCAGCCUUCUCCCCUGACCCCACCCCAGGUGAAACUGCCUGUUGGUCCAACUGCAGGAAAACUUUUAAUAAAAUCUUCCCCAGAAUUUGAGUUCAAUAAAGAUUUACAGAACAAAUGUGUGAGACAAUAAGUGAAUGAAUAAAUGAGUCUGUGUGGUAUUGAGGGGUUAGAUUGUUUUCUAGAGGGCGGGGGCCGGGGACUAAUUUUCAGUUAAAGCGAAGGUGGUGAGGGCUGAAAGGAUCAGGGCUGUGAGAACACCUGGUUGUCUGACCUCCUCGUGUGAAGUGGGGAAAUCAGCACCUUUUCCCGAUCGCCUCACGGGAGUGUUAGGGGUCCCGUGAGACUGGCUGUACGUGCAGCUGUUGGACAGUGUUUGGGGUUUGCUGGCUGCGAGGCACUAGAAACCGAACUAUGCCCUGGGUGCCACUCUACUGGCAACUCGUCUUGUCAAACCCCCUCUCCAUCAUCUCUUUCUGGGGUUCAGCUUCCUCAUCUGUGAAAUGGACUGAUGUAAACUGUUCAUUUCAAGGCCACAAACGCCUGAGUUCCUUCACAGCUUUCCUGUCCCAGUGGGAGGGCAGGGCAGAAGAGGCUACAGGACACAGAAGAGGGCACCAAGUCUGCUUGGGGACGAAGGGGCUCUCCAGCCCUGGGUCUCCACUCGGAUGACUCAAUUCUGUCUUCUGAGCCAGGUAGCAACACCGCUUCCCUUUUGCAGAUGUGCAAAACAAGCCGCAGUCCCACUUCUCAUCACCGAAAAAAGAAGUUUAUUGGGUUUGGUUAAGGCAGGAGCACUAGCCGCCAGCUGUCAGGAAACUGCCCCAGCAGCUGAUGGGGUGUUCCGGGGGCACCGGUGGUUCUCCUGGGGCACGGAUGCCGACACCUGCACAGAUUGACAAGAGGGGGAUCCAAAGCUGAGAAGGCAGGCGGCAGGGGCCGUGAGAAGAAACCGAAGAGCAGAGAGCGGUCAGGAGAAGCCAAAGCAGUUGAUGGUCAGCCAGGGUG
This is a messenger RNA of Hipposideros armiger (great roundleaf bat), 2028 nucleotides long. It is a transcript of the gene UPK3A, whose product is annotated as uroplakin 3A. Gene Ontology annotation, biological process: urea transport; water transport. Gene Ontology annotation, cellular component: plasma membrane. Bases 68 to 1003 code for a protein of 311 amino acids. NCBI's taxonomy places the organism in Eukaryota, Metazoa, Chordata, Mammalia, Chiroptera, Hipposideridae. The record is from RefSeq and is a predicted model, not a curated record. The transcript has 6 exons.